Neolamprologus brichardi is the source of this 1171-nucleotide messenger RNA. The record is from RefSeq and is a predicted model, not a curated record. NCBI's taxonomy places the organism in Eukaryota, Metazoa, Chordata, Actinopteri, Cichliformes, Cichlidae.
AAUCAAUGACGCGGAUCUCUCGUCCUGCUUUUCAAGUGAGCUACUGUCCUUGAUGACAGUCUUCCUAAUUUAAAGGUAGUCUAUUGAAACAACGUGCCAGCAGCAGCAUUAUAGUGCAAUCGUAGUGACACAAUAUUCUAUGACACAUCAUAAGUCAACUGUAAGUUUAAGUUAAGUAUAAAUUACAUAAUUAACACUUUAGAUUGAAAGUAACUAAAGUACUUUACCUGGGAUGUUAUUUCUUCCUUUUUAACCAAUAGCUUAAAGUAAUGGUUUUCCACCAUGUAACUGCUUCAGGAGUUUCCAUCCAGCAUUUGCUUUUUCUAUCACGUGGAGUGCAAGUAGCAAAGGCUGACUUGCCUGGCUUUAUCUCAUUGAGAGAUGAAACAUCUCCACAAACAUCGUCAUCUUCACAAAGAUGUCCAGUCCUGUUUCGUCCCAAAUACCAUUACCUGGAUGACUGAGAACCUACACAGACAUAUCCACUAUCAUUCGGUUUCCAAUUUCAGCCAAUCAGCAUUCGACUUAUGCACAGUGUUGUUCGUGUAGCCGGUUAGAGGGAAGUCUGGGCACCUCUGCAUAGUCUGCUACCCUCAGUUUGGUACUCUAGGUCACCCAUUCAAUUUCUAGAACUCAUAAAGUGGUGUUGACACUAGCAGCUGGUUUCUCAACAUCUGGCAAAUAAACGAACCCUGAAUUCUUAUUACCAAAAUGUAUUUUGUAAUUGUAGAUGUUCCUAACUGUGUACCUCAGCAACAAUAACCAACACUUUAGUGAAGUCCCCAUCACACCAGAGACACUGUGCAGAGAUGUGGUGGAGCUCUGCAAGGAGCCUGGCGAGUCCGACUGCUAUCUGGCUGAGAUAUUGAGAGGCUCAGAACGUGUUGUUGGAGAAGGAGAACAGAUGCUGGAGGUGUUGCAGCGAUCAGGACAGCAGAGGGGAGAGGUACGUUAUCUCCUCCGUCACCAAAGAGCACCUGGACGAGAAUCAGUUGGAUCCAGGGCUGCAGAUCAGAUGAUGAAGAGAAACCAGGUGAAAGCCUCUUUGGAGAGAUGUCUGGAGAACGGGGUUUCAGCUCCUUGUCUGGACAUGACGCUCAAUGAGCUGCACGACCUGGCAACCCGACAGCAGCAGCAGAUCAGUGCUCAGCAGCAGCUGCUGGCCUCCAAG